Messenger RNA from Diatraea saccharalis (sugarcane borer), 1932 nucleotides. NCBI's taxonomy places the organism in Eukaryota, Metazoa, Arthropoda, Insecta, Lepidoptera, Crambidae. The record is from the annotation of a GenBank genome assembly.
AUGUCAACUUCUGGUCUCUUGGAAUGGGAAUUUUCUUUGCCAUCCGAUCAAAUCAUAUCCCAUGGAUGGUACCAUGGUGCCCUUAGUCGCACAGCCGCCGAGAGUCUAUUGCAACAAGACCGCGAAUUCCUGGUGCGGGACUCGUCUUCUCAGCCAGAUAACUACGUGCUUAGCUGUCGGUCUAAUGGUCAACAUCUACAUUUCGUCAUACAGAGGAUUGUCGUUCAUCCAGAUACAGUCUACGAAAGAUACCAAUAUCAAUUUGAGGAUGAGGCGUACGAUACCGUGGCUGAUUUAAUAACUUCAUACGUUGGUUCCGGAAAACCAAUUUCGGCAGCUUCAGGCGCCAGAAUCCAAUACCCAGCCAACCGUCUUGUUCCGUUAACUAAUUACAUACCUAAUGAUGAUGGUAAUUCAGUCAAUUCUGUCUUAUCCCCUGUUGGCGAUGCUGGUAAUUAUGGAAAUCCUUACAGUUUAUAUAGCCACUUCACUGCUAAGCCUGGAAUGCAGCUUCGAGUACCAUUCAAAAAGCAACGAUCGCAUUCUUUAACGCCUAUUGAUAUCGGGCAACAUGCCAACCAUGGGAAAAGUGCAAGUGCCGAUGGAGUUAUACAAAGCCAGACGAACAAACACAAUAAAAACUUCUCCAGCGAAUUUAGUUCGAGUUCUAAUACUUGGGAUUCUAAUUUACCAACUAGUCCACCGGCCAAACCAGCUAGAUACGAUGGCCCUAAAGCUGAUGACAGAAGACUUGAAUUACAGAGACUUUAUCACGUAUCUGGUUCAGAUUCUGGUAAUGGAUCAGGAGAUUCGACUCAAAGUUCAGCUCAUAGUGACCCUAACAAAUUUAGAAACGAUUCAGACUACAACCUUAUUACACCGACGAUAAAACAACAGUUUGAUUAUGAGCUCAGUGAAGCAAGGUUGCUACAAACAGAAAACUUGGACUACGUAGUCGAGUCACGUAUAAAUUUGGAAUCUUUUCAGUCUCAAAUCAUUCCAAUAGUACUCACGAAGCCCUUAGAAUCAGAGACGCUUCACGCCAUAAAAUUACUUUUGCGAACAUCAGGUCCAAGAAUUUUGGCUAACCAUAUGACAAAAGUUGAUUUGCAUUUUCUAUUAGAUGACGCUAUUCAGAUCGAGGGGACAGAGAAAACAGCAUCGGGGUUGGAGUUGUGCUUUUUGCCACAAGGACGGCCACUGCGUCUGGAUGUGAUUGAAAGAAUCGAAACAUUCCGUCUUUUGAUAGCUGUGACCAUCUUGACUUGCCAGACAGAUAGACAAAGAGCUGAUACUAUUAACGAUUGGGUUCUGUUAGCAAUCGAAACGAAAACGGCACUUGGUAAUCUGUAUGGAUUUUCAGCUAUAAUGUUUGGAUUAUGUAUGCCACAGGUGGAAUGUUUGGAGAAUGCUUGGAACAUUUUGCGUCGCGUAUAUACUGAUAACGCAUUCAUGUUUGAAGCAAAAUUGCGGCCUUGUUUCAAAAGUAUGAACGAAGGCACCAAUCCUUUGCCACCAAAUACUACCACUCCUUAUAUAUUGCCACCAGUGUUAUGUUUCCAUUUAUUUGACGGCGAAGGUGGAGGUCUGAUGCCUCCAGAUGACACUUUCCCGAGCAGUUUGAUGAACACUAUGGAAUUCGACUUCAACGCCACAGCGGCGCAUCUGGAGGCAGCUCGUCAUUUCCCUAACCAAGUAGAUAUGUUCAAACGGAACGCGAGAACAGUCAUUCAGGAGAUGUCUUCCCUCGGCCCCUCUUUAGAUCCCACUUUACUAGAACUUUUUCGAACAGAAUUUCACAUAAAUUUUCUUUGGGGAGAACGCGGGGCGUUGACUACUCCUUACCAAAGAUUCGCAAGACUUACUGAUAUUCUCACCGCAAUGGCAAACAAAUUGGCUAGCCAGCCAAUGGACAACGACGAUGUAUUGUAA